UUUUUGAAUAAUUAAUAGUAACAAUAAAUAUAUACAUACUCCAUUUUUAAUUAUUCUAUUUUGGGAAUAUUUUGUUUCUUCCAAAGUGUGUGGUAUGGGUUAAUAGGUGCUUUUUCACAAGUACAUCGCCUUCAUCAGAUCUGGUUUCUCUUUAUCAGAGAAGCUUCAAAUAAAUAAAUACAGGCGAGGUAGCCAUCAUCGAAGGAAUCAGAUGGCAGUAAUGGAGGAAUCAAACCCAAAGUCCACUUUAUCCCCACCUAAUUCCUACACUGCCGUCGUUUUUGGAGGUACUUUUGAUCGUUUACACGAAGGUCACCGGCUUUUUCUUAAGUCGGCUGCGGAAUUGGCGAAGAAUCGAAUUGUAGUUGGUGUUUGCGAUGGUCCAAUGUUGACUAAGAAACAGUAUGCUGAUCUGAUAGAGCCAAUUGAGCUGAGAAUGGAACAUGUUGAAGAUUACAUCAAGUCUAUAAAACCUGAGCUGAUAGUGGAAGUAGAACCAAUUGUGGAUCCCUAUGGUCCGUCAAUUGUCGAUGAGAAUUUGGAGGCCAUUGUUGUCAGCAAGGAGACGUUGCCUGGUGGACUGUCUGUUAAUAGGAGGAGGGCUGAAAAGGGACUCUCGCAGCUAAAGAUCGAAGUUGUAGAUCUAGUCUCUGAAGAAUCAAGUGGAGACAAACUGAGUUCUACUGCUUUGAGAAAACUUGAAGCUGAGAAGCUCAGGGACCACAAUUCCGGAAGUCAGAGUUAAAACUUUUUCUUGUCUAUACGUUCAAAGGAGUUUCACUUUGUGUUUUUUUUUUCAAUUUGCUUUGUUAGGAUUAACAAGGACACUCUGUAGCCAUCAUAGAUGUGAAAUUGUCUUGUAAAACAAUAAUCUCUUCAGAAUCGUGCUGGAGUUGUUUUCACAGUUACUUGUAUAUCUAUAAAAUGUAGCCUUGAUUUCUUUUCA
Solanum pennellii is the source of this 946-nucleotide messenger RNA. RefSeq names its product phosphopantetheine adenylyltransferase. Bases 212 to 745 code for a protein of 177 amino acids. The transcript is spliced from 7 exons. Gene Ontology annotation, molecular function: dephospho-CoA kinase activity; pantetheine-phosphate adenylyltransferase activity. NCBI's taxonomy places the organism in Eukaryota, Viridiplantae, Streptophyta, Magnoliopsida, Solanales, Solanaceae. Gene Ontology annotation, biological process: coenzyme A biosynthetic process. The record is from RefSeq and is a predicted model, not a curated record.